Cylindrotheca closterium is the source of this 2481-nucleotide messenger RNA. NCBI's taxonomy places the organism in Eukaryota, Bacillariophyta, Bacillariophyceae, Bacillariales, Bacillariaceae. The record is from the annotation of a GenBank genome assembly.
AUGGAAGAAUCCAAAAACUAUGAAGAGUUGCAACGCCUGCAAUACCUAUACGAACAGGGCGAGCCAGUAGACGAGGAUUUAAUGUACGAACUCGAACUCUUGACGCGCCAUCGAAUGGGGGACUCUUUGACAAAUGACGAACAAGAUGAUCUGAAACUGAUAUGCAAAGAACGAGGUUAUGAUUACAAUGAUUAUGUUUCUCAACAACAGCAACAACAACGAGAACGAGAACGACAAGAAGAGCAACAAGAUCAAGAAGCGGAAGCGGAAGAGGAGCAUGGCAACCAAUUACCCAAUGUGGAAGAAUACAAGGCACAAAUGGGAUACAAAUCAUCAUCAUCAUCAUCGUCGUCGUCAAAAAUGGGAUUGCCAAAGAUCUUGCAAUCCUUGCGACUGCCCAAAAAACAAGACCCAUUUCCAAAACGAAUGGAUCCAGAUGGUCAUUACUUUGAUGUACAGCAAGACGAUGAUUAUGAGGAAGACGAAGAAGUUAUAGAUUUUGCACAAGAGGAGAAGAAUGAUGGUCAGGGCAAUACGACGACGGAUGGCAUCUUUGCUCCUGUACUCGAAGAAUUCACAAUCGAUGAGGAAUAUUUGCAAGAACAUUGCCAAACACGAAGAAAGCGACAAUUGGUAGCCACACCCAAAAUUGGGAUAUCUAGCUCAUGGCCCUUUGCCAAGGCAAUUGCCCUGGUCAUUAUCUCCGCUGUCAUUGUCGUUUCUCUCAUUUUUGCCUAUGUUCCCAACCAAUCCAGCAAGGAAUAUCAUUGGAUGCACGGUGAGACAGACGAGUAUCUUGCCAUUCAAGACUUUGUGACGAAGCAACGGGGGAUUUCUCAUACCGACGUUUUUGACGAUACCAAUUCGCCUCAGUACUUGGCAGCCCAAUGGAUGGCCCAUGGUGACCACGACAUGGCAUAUCCAGUCCCCACUACUGCCGACCCAACCUUUGAAGAUCGUUACGUCAUGGCCGUCCUCUACUUUUCCUUGGGAGGCCCGCAAUGGGAAAAUCAAGUGGGCUUUUUGAGUGACGGACAUAUUUGUACCUGGUUUGAGGAAUUCAAAGUCGGCAACGAAGAGUACGAAGAAGAUACAGUAGUCUAUGGAUUGAAUGGUUGCAACGAGAGCGAAAUGACCAACAAUCCAGACAGUUAUUUCCCCUAUAUUUUGUCAUUGCCCUCUAAUGGACUGAUUGGUACAAUUCCCCAUGAAGUGCAGGCCUUGUAUCGAUUGCAGGUGUUGAAUUUGGAGUACAAUGGUGGUAUCAAAGGCACUUUGCCACCUGGCUUGUGGAAAAUGGAAUCCUUAGGGCAACUCAUACUACAAUGGUGCAACCUUAAGGGUACGAUCCCUACUUGGAUCGGCGAAUUGACCAACCUAUCCUACCUCGGACUGGGAAACAACCAAUUGACAGGGCAAGUGCCAGCAGAAAUUCAAAAGUUGACCAAUUUGCAGUUGCUUGGAUUGGACAACAACAACUUGGAUGGGAUUCUGGACCAGUUUGCGCCGCUGAUCAAUUUAAAGUCGCUUUAUUUGGAUCACAAUUACAUAUCGGGGACUCUUACAGACAGCAUCAUGGCCAGCUGGCCACAACUGCAAGAAUUGGACUUGUCGGAUUCUCUGUUGAUGGGGUCCUUGCCGGGCAAUCUCUUUACAGCCUCGGACGACUUGCGAGUGAUCGACCUCCACGCCAAUCUAGUGCAAGGUCCUCUCCCACCCAUUCCACAGUUCAAUGAAAAGCUAGAAUUCUUGGCACUGCACGAAAAUCAGCUCAGUGGCUUUAUUCCCGAGAGCCUGACCAAUUUGAGGAAUGUACAUCAUUUGGAUCUCAGCAUCAACGCAUUCACUUCAACCAUACCGGAAAAACUUGCCGAGCUUACCAAUUUAAGCUACCUUCAUAUCGGAAUCAACAAUUUUGCACAGGGAACCGUUCCCAAGUUCUUGAUCGAGUUGACAAAUCUACGCGAAUUAGGUUUGAAGAGAGCGAAUUUGCAAGGUACAAUCCCAGAAUACAUUCAAUACCUUUCUAAUCUGCAGUUUCUUGAUUUUCAUGACAAUGCUCUAACCGGAACCCUUCCCAAGGGAUUUGGCCAAUUGACGGAAAUUCGGCACUUGAUAUUGAAGCAAAAUCAAUUGAGCGGCACGAUACCGGAUGAGUUUUCGAGAUUGACCGAUCUGGAACUCCUGUUAAUGGAACAGAAUAAUUUUGACGGAGACGCGCAAAUCAUUUGCAAUUCGGACGAUAUCCUGGUGGAUACCUUUGUGGCCGAUUGUUAUACUGGUUUUGGCAGCGCUGCGGGAGACCGUGCCACGGAUGAAUUUGGCAACUUUACUUGCAGUUGCUGCUCGACGUGUUGUUCAAGAGAUGAUCCCAACUGCAACGAUUGGGAAUGGAGGGGAAACUUGGAUCCUGUUUGGGAGUAUGGAUUUCGACGACAGCGGUAUUCGUACAACUUGGGUCCUGUGAUAUGGACGCCCUAA